Molecule: messenger RNA, 1971 nt
Organism: Ruditapes philippinarum (Manila clam)
Lineage: Eukaryota; Metazoa; Mollusca; Bivalvia; Venerida; Veneridae
Product: coiled-coil domain-containing protein 153-like
Exons: 7
Coding region: 47-943 (298 amino acids)
Source: RefSeq, a predicted model, not a curated record
UUUCUCUUGACAACAAGGACGCCAUUAACAGGUGCGAGAACAUAAGAUGCCACCAAAGAAAAAGGGUAAGGGAAAGAAAGGAAAGAAGGGUAAAAAGGGAAAGAAGGGUGGAAAGGGAGGCGAAGAAGGUGGUGCUGAUGGAGAUGCAGGUGCUGAACCAUCUCAAAAAGAAACACUUCUACAACAAGAGUUGGAAAAGGUGACCAAAGAGCUUGAGAAUGCAAAGAGCAAUGUCGAAGAUCUACGAAAGGAGAAUGAGUGGCUGCAACAAGAAGCUCAAAAAGUGAGGGUGGAAAGUCAUGAGUACAUGAGUUACAUGGAAAAGAAGACGACAAAACGUCAGACUACCAUCAUUACCCUUAGUGACCAUAAUAAACAAGAGAUUAGAAAUAUUCAACUACAGAGAGAAAUCAUGGAUGAAGAGUACAAUGAUAAAGAAAAAGAAUUACCUUGUUCUAUACUUGUGGCAAAGAAUUUACAAACAGAGCAGUUGAACAGGAUAAAAGAUCUCGAGAAAGAGGUGAUGAAAUUACGUUCCAAACAUUCAGAGACAAUACAGCAACUUAAAGCCCAAUUUUUACGAGACAAGAGAGAAUAUCAGCAUGAUUCCGAGAGUAAAAUAUCCACUUUACAGAGGAAAGCCAACAAGGAAGCAAUAAUGUGCCUUACCGACCAUACAAAUAAAAUAAAGCUUGAAAAUAGACAAUUAAGAAAAGAGCUUUUAGAGCUUAUAAGAAAAACUCGAGCUUUGCAGGAGCAUAAACUUGAGCUUGAGGAUCAGAGACGUCAGUUGAUACGCGAGCAACAAUAUACCGGAGACUUAAAAAAGCUGAGAACAACACGGCAACAUAAAGUUUUUAAAUCGUUCGGACUCCUUGGCGAGGGGGAGGGUGACCAAGAAGACGGGGAUGACAUUAAAUCAACUGUUAGUUCAAAUAACUGAUAUACUCGGUGGCGUUGUGUUUUUUUCACCAUCUUUAAUUUAAGAAUGCUAUUAAUGAUAUUAUUUAAGAUUGUUAAACAAUAAAAUGUAAUGCAAGUCCUUUGUUUUUUGAGCAGUUUUUAACACAAUCAAAACAAUAGUGAGUAUCCAAUAAGCAUUGAUUGAGGGAUUCAAGUAAUUAUUUUAAAACAUUAUUUCUAGUCACAUUGAAAUAUUUAAGAAACUAGAAAAUCUUUUAUUAUGUAGUCAAAAACGAAUUCUGGUAUAUAUGAUAUGUGAAAGGUUCAGAGUUUUGUUUUUAGUAAGCUCAGAUAAGGUUCUUCUUUGUACAUAACAUAACCCUUAAAUGAUCAUUACAAAUGCUCAAAUAUCAAUUUUCUUUAAUUCUUGAAAUGUUGUAUUUUUCAAGUUGUCAAAAAAAAAUGAUGCAAUAGUUCCACCUUUAUAGCCUUAAGAUAGCCAGGGAAAUAAAUUUUCAUUUUUUGUAUAAAUCACAAAUUAAAAAAACAAAAAACAAAAAAAACACUUGAAUUGCUCAGUUCGACUGCAGCAUUGAGAUUUAAUGCUCGACAGGAAUAAAAUUGUUUUGAAAUAGGUGAAUAAUAGUGUGACAUUAUGAAAUUGAUCAUAACCAUUUCAUUUUAAUAUUCUUUCCAUUACUAUACUUUUUUUAAAGCUCUAAUUGUCUGCUAAUAAAAGAGAGUUUUUUUAAUAAAUUUUUCUAUAUGUUGGCUUUUACCAAAGUUAGCGAAAACAUUUUUCAGUCAGUGUCAAUUUAGAGAUAUAGCCUAAUGGACAGAAAUUAUUAUAUAUACAUGUAUAAAGAAAAACAUAGCUUUUUUUUUCAACAUUAUAAUGUUUUUAUUCCAUGUCAGAUGACUAUAUUAAAUUAAAAUAGAAUAUGAAAGUUGCAUUUAAUUUUACUUUCUGUACACUGACGCUGUGAUUCACAUAUUUUGUAUUGUAUUGUUACUGUGAUUGAAUCAUAUUUGUCUUGAAAAUAAAAAAAAAAUAUUUUAUCAAUCAUU